Messenger RNA from Sorghum bicolor (sorghum), 555 nucleotides. RefSeq lists its product as uncharacterized. The record is from RefSeq and is a predicted model, not a curated record. The coding region runs from base 1 to 555 and encodes 184 amino acids. Gene Ontology annotation, molecular function: enzyme inhibitor activity. The transcript has a single exon. NCBI's taxonomy places the organism in Eukaryota, Viridiplantae, Streptophyta, Magnoliopsida, Poales, Poaceae.
AUGGCCACCAUUCCGCUCCUCGUGCUCCUGAUGGCGACCAUCUUCUCGGCCGCACCGCCGGUCGCCGGCGAGCCUCCCAACGUGGUGCCCUUCGCGUGCAAGGCGGCCACCGCCGCCGGCGGCGGCACAUUCGACGAGGCCUUCUGUCUGUCGACGCUCGAGGGCAGCAAAAGCAGCGUGGGCGCCGCGGACUACGCGGACCUGGCCGUCGUCGCGGUGGACCUCGCCACGGCGAACGUGACGGCCACCGAGGCCAAGAUCGACGCCCUGCUUGCCAGCAAUAACAUCAGUGGCGCGGCAGUCGUCCAGGGCCUGCAGUCGUGCCGGGCGCUGUACGGCGCGGUGGUGCGGCAGUACCAGCCGGAGUGCCGCGCCGCCGUGAAGGGCGGCAGGUACGGCGACGGGAAGAAGUGUCUGGGCAGGACGGCGCAGGCGGUUGCGGCGUGCGAGCGGUGGUUCCAGCAGCGGAAGGUGGCGUCGCCGGUGGCCGCGGAGGACGUCGUCCUCGCCAUGCUCGCCAACCUCGCCAUCGCGCUGGCCUCCAUCGCCAAUUGA